Messenger RNA from Hyalella azteca, 432 nucleotides. Its product is annotated as glutamate receptor ionotropic, kainate 2-like. The record is from RefSeq and is a predicted model, not a curated record. NCBI's taxonomy places the organism in Eukaryota, Metazoa, Arthropoda, Malacostraca, Amphipoda, Hyalellidae. The transcript is spliced from 4 exons. Bases 1 to 432 code for a protein of 143 amino acids.
AUGACUGAUCAAUCUCUGCUCUCCGCCGUCAAAUCUGGCCGCUCACGCCACUACCCCACGUUACACACCUCUCCCCUCCCAGGCGUACAGCACGCCACUACCCCACGUUACACACCUCUCCCCUCCCAGGCGUACAGGUCGGUCCUACAGGCGCUGGGGUGGCAGGACUUGGUUGUCGUGUGCGACUCCAGCGAAGGACUCCUGCGGGUGAAGGAACUCCUUAAAGAUGACGCCUUCAGGGUCACGCUCAGGGACCUGCCUCGCGGCCUGGAUUACAGGGAGCUUCUGAAGGCAAUCAAGUUAUCAGGAAUUGUGCACAUCCUGCUUGAAGUUCAUCGCUCCAAAAUACAUUCCCUGCUGAAGCAGGCGCAGCAGAUAGGCCUGAUGACGGCCUAUCACCACUACUUCAUCACUUCUUUGGUGAGCACUUAG